Molecule: messenger RNA, 504 nt
Organism: Suricata suricatta (meerkat)
Lineage: Eukaryota; Metazoa; Chordata; Mammalia; Carnivora; Herpestidae
Product: 40S ribosomal protein S3a-like
Exons: 1
Biological process (GO): translation
Cellular component (GO): cytosol; ribosome
Molecular function (GO): structural constituent of ribosome
Source: RefSeq, a predicted model, not a curated record
AAUUUCCAUGGCAUGGAUCUUACCCAGGACAAAAUGUGCUCCAUGGUAAAAAAAAAAUGGCAGACCAUGAUAGAGGCUCAUAUUGACGUCAAGACUACCAAUGGGUAUUUGCUUCGUCUCUUUUGUGUCGGUUUUACUAAAAAAUGCAACAAUCAGAUUCGAAAGACCUCUUAUGCUCAGCACCAGCAGGUCUGCCAAAUUCGGAAAAAGAUGAUGGAAAUCAUGACCAAAGAGGUGCAGACAAAUGACUUGAAAGAAGUGGUCAGUAAAUUGAUUCCAGAUAGCAUCGGAAAAUAUAUAGAGAAGGCUUGUCAGUCCAUUUAUCCACUCCAUGAUAUCUUCGUUAGAAAAGUAAAAAUGCUCAAGAAGCCCAAGUUUGAAUUGGGAAAGCUCAUGGAGCUUCAUGGUGAAGGUAGUAGUUCUGGAAAAGCUACUGAGGAUGAGACCAGUGCUAAAGUUGAACACGCUGAUGGAUAUGAGCCACCAGUUCAAGAAUCUGUUUAA